Ictalurus furcatus (blue catfish) is the source of this 5627-nucleotide messenger RNA. RefSeq names its product ring finger protein 216 (gene rnf216). The coding region runs from base 27 to 2243 and encodes 738 amino acids. The transcript has 14 exons. Lineage: Eukaryota; Metazoa; Chordata; Actinopteri; Siluriformes; Ictaluridae. Gene Ontology annotation, molecular function: ubiquitin binding. The record is from RefSeq and is a predicted model, not a curated record.
CAAGAACAACAAAUACAUUUCCCAGUAUGCUCUACUACACCUCACGACGUCGUGUCACGCAUGUGACGUCCUGUGGCUUGUUUUGGCCGUUUGUUUCCAUAUCCGGCUCCAGAGCUUGUCCUCAUAUAACUAAGAGGGCCCGGUGUGUGUGUGUGUAUGGGUGUUGGUGUGCAGCAGAGAGCGAGAAGGUGGGAGACUCAGGGAGUCCGGCUGGUGUUUUUACCAUGGCUGACAACACCGGUGAUGAUGAUGAUGUCAUUCAUCUGGGCAGCUUCAGCGUACACCACAGCCAAGCUCUCUUUGCCAGUAUCAGCCAGAGGAGGAUGUCCUCCAGGAGAGUUUUUUUAUUUUAUUUUUUAAAUUUUAUUUUUAUAUCACACCGUGGUAUCGACUUUGAUAACACAUCAAGAAGGAGGACCUACAUAACUAUAUCUGAUGAUUCCGACGACGAGCUGGACGCAUUUAGACCAAACGUUCCUGUGGUGGUCAAAGACGAGGAGGAGGAGGACGAUGACGAAAUUAGCAUUUUAGAGGCCCGGGUGCCGCCUCGUCGUGUACUGAUCCGACCUGCUGCUCAAUGGGGAGGCAGCAUGUCCCAAAGCCAGCCUCCGAACCCCAUGGACUCGCACUUUCCUCACUCUUCAGUAGCGCCCGCUCAGCCAGCAUCAGGAAAUCAAGCCAUUGGUGUCUUCACUACGGACCAGAACGCCGUACCUUCCACAUCUAAAGGCGUUGUUUUGCUCAGACCUCACGUUUCCAUUAAAGGUACGCCGUCUCAACUAGGCGAUCCUUUGCCCAGCACUCAGCAGGCCGGUCAGGGCACGGCUCUUUUCACCCCUGCGAACACUGAGGUACUGGGUGUAAAAGUGGCAGUGGUGAGUCCGCACAGAACUGAAAGGUACGCCGGGGCUGUAGUCCCAUUUCCCCCUCAGGAACGGCCGACGGACACGCCGCAGCCCUCGCACACAGCCCAGGAGCCUGAGGAGCGGCAGCAGCAGGAGAUUCCCCCGCUCUUCCCUGCACGCGUCGCUGGAAACGAGAGGCCUGGUCCCUCUACAGCCGCCGAGCCUCCAGCUCCAGAUCCCCAAACAGCUCAGCGGGACAGUCUCAACUUGCUCGUCACACGAGUGGUGGACCUUUUCCCAGACGUCCAAGAGCCGUAUGUGGUGGAACUGAUCGAGAGGAGUGAAGAGAGAGAUUUAAAUGUAAUAUGCAAUAUGCUGUUGGAGGAUCCGGAAUAUCAGAGGAACGCAAACUCUGUAUUAACUCAGAGAAGUGUACUCCUUGAGACAAAUGACAACGAAACACAGGAAACUGAGAACUAUUUCGAUUAUUGGAAGUUAAAUCGUGUUGGCCCAGAGGUUGCAGUACAAGCUGCAGAGAUGCUGAUGGGAGACUUCAGGAUGCUAAGCUGCCAGGACCUCAAAUGGGCGCUGAAUUGCCUCAAAGGACACUAUGCAAUCACCCGCAAGGCCUUAUAUGAAGCCCUUAAGAAGUGGCAAGAAAACUCUACUGACCCCUCAGGGAAGAGGAAGAAGAGAAAAGAGCCAAACGAACGAGCCUUUAUCGAAUUCAAGUUUGAGCAAGGUUCCUUCAAACUGGAGAGGAAAAUGUUCUUUCUAGAGAAAAACCGGAGAUGGUGCAGGAACUUCGACGUGCCGCUUGAGCCUUCUCUAAAGAAAGAGCUUCAGUUUUAUGAUCAGAAAGCAAAGGAAAUGGCUGAGCAUGAAGAUUUCCUGCUGGCAUUGCAAGUGAAUGAGGAGCAGUAUCAGAAGGAUGGUCAGCUGAUCGAGUGUGGCUGCUGCUGUGGAGAAUUUGCCUUUGAGGAGAUGACCCAGUGCAGCGAUGGCCAUCUCUUCUGUAAAGAGUGCCUGGUGAAGUACGCGCAGGAGGCCGUGUUCGGGACAGGACGGUCGGAGCUGAGCUGCAUGGAGGGCAGCUGUACCUGCUCCUUCCCUACCAGUGAGCUGGAGAAAGUUUUACCAGAGAACAUCCUGUGUAAAUACUACGAGCGGCAGGCCGAGGAAGCCGUGGCCGCUACCUGUGCGGACGAGCUGGUCAGGUGUCCGUUUUGUAACUUCCCUGCUCUCCUAGACAAAGAGAUUUCUCUCUUCAGCUGCCCCAAUCCCCGCUGCAGAAAGAAUGCAAAGGAAAGCCUACCAUUAGGUCAUACGUGGAUGAACAAAUUGAUACGUAUUAAAGCAUAUUUUGAGGACCGAGAAAGGACAAGACUCCACAAAUGAAAGCAUAGGAAGACAUCUACAUCGAAAUCUCCUUUACAUUUAAAAGUUUGUGAUAGCACAAACAAAGCGGAGAACGGAGGAGGUGAGAUGAGCGAGAGCAGGAUGGAGAGGCCACGAAUGCAGAGCGUGAAAGGAGAGAAAAGGGAUAAAAGGAGAUCCAUGAAGUUCCAGCUGAGAUGUAGUCAAGUCAAAACAGAGCGUCUUUAGUUAAACACCCUCCAUGAACAGAAAUCAGAACCACUUUAACCCAAUCCGAAUCGCAUCUACAGAGACAGCAUUGUUGAACACUAUACCAGCUUCAUGAAGUAAAGCUGUAUGAGGUUUCCUGCCAUAGGAGAGGCUUCAAGAUGGAGGACUUUGCACUUUGGUUCCUCGAUAACCUCCGAAAAAUCACAAAGUUCUUUUAUGAGUGAGUGAGUGUUUGUAGCUGUUAGAGCAAAACUGAUAACUAAGUUGUUUCAAGGUCAUUCCACAACAUUAAGUUUAUAUAAACUCAUGAAUAAUUCAUUGUAAUUGUUGGCAAAUUGCCGUGGUGUAAGAGGAAUAAAACUCUGAGAUAUAGGAAUGAAGCACUUAUUUAAUCAGUUUAAACCCCCCCACAAUGUUUUUAUUUUUUCACUUUUAACACUUUGAAAUACAGCCUUUUACAUUCAUUCAAAUGCCAUACAACCAUUAGAUCGCUGCAUUUACACUAAAAAAAUAACAAGAAUGCUCCUGUUUUAGUGAAUGGUAACCUAUUCAUAAUUGACUAUUAUAAUCGUAACGAAUGCAAAACAAAACGAAUAUAUGUUGAGUAUAGCAAUUCUACAAGGUCGGAACCCGAAAUUGUCCACAAAGAUUCGUCAUCCACUAAUUCUUCUUUUAAAUCCAAAUCCUUAAUAUAAUCAACGAAAGGGCUCCGUAUGUUUUCAAAUUCUUGCUGUUUAGCCUUUAAUAUGUAAGUUAUCCUUUCUAAUGGAAGGCAUGACAACAUCUGUCUUAUCCAUUGAGUCUAUGAAUUGGUCUAUGAAUCUUUGUCCACAACAGAGCCACACAUUUUUUUGGCAUGAAGCAAGCUGAGGUCUAUAAAUGCUCGCUCAUUUCUACUAUAAUUAUCGUUUCUCUGGGUAGAAGCCCAACAGAAAAAGCUUAGGGUCCAGUCAAAUUAACCUCUCGUAUUUUUAACUUGACGUAUAAGUUUGUAUAUUUCUUGAUGUGGGUGGAGUUGAUCUACUGUACACAAAAAAAACACACACAAAAGUGCUCUUUUAAAUUUAUCUGCAGAAUUAUUUCUAUUUACUUAUUGUUUGUACAUCAUACAGUUUAUUUAUUUAUUUUAUUUUAUUUGAAAUCUUCCUAAGAGAUGAACUCAAGAAUCGAUGAGCUGAUGUUUAAUUUCUGAGAUAUAUGAUAUGAUCUGCUUUCCUGAUAUUUAAAUGGAAAUUGUACUAGGUGUUGUCCUGCUAGGUUGCUGUGUGAAAAGUAAAUACGUUAAAUGGCUGUAUGUUUCUGAUGCUUCACUCUCGGCGGUGGAGUUUCUUUCCUGUCACUGGGUGGUGCUUUGGACUGUAGAAUAACUCAUGAGGGGGCCAAAAUUGAAUGAGACUAAAGGCUUUAUGGCAGGGCCUCUGCUGCGUAAAUGACCUGGGUCAUGUUAGAAAACAAAGACACGAGCAUUCGUUAUGCCUGCCGUAAAAGUAUGCAGCACUCAUGACUUCAGAAGCUGUUUGAACUAUUGAACUAUUCAUCAGCACAAUCGAACAGAAUUUUAUAAAGGGGAAAAAUGUUUAUCUCUGCAUGCAUGUAUAUACUGCUUGUUUUGCAUGUACUUUGAUAGUUGCAGCAUCACUGGCCAUGUUGGAGUAUGUAUAAACAUUGUUGUGCAAAAACAUCGAACAGCAGUUGAUGAGUUGUCAGUGGGUGGAUUUGUUUUAUGUUGUGUGUGUGUGUGAGUGUUUGAGCCGUUGGUUUCUGUUGUUUUAUCUGAGCUGUGUGUGGGAGUUGUCUGGAAUGUACCGGGGCAGCAUCAGCAGUAGAAUGUUAACUGUCUCUGUAUCAACAAUGCAGCAUUAGCAACCACUUACUCAGAAGAAUGCUGGGAAGUCCUAAUGCUUUCCCAUUUGUCCUCCCACUCUGCUACUUUCUCUCCUUCUCGUUUUGCUGUAAACAUCUCCUCCAUGGCUGUCUUUUUUUCUUCUUCUUUUUUUUUCCGGUGCAUACAUCUGCCCGCUGGAUGGCAGUGUUGAUCUAUCAUGAGGUCGAGCAUUGCCUCGCCCAGCUCCACAGCUGCAUCUGAUUACACACUUCCUCCCGCAGUCAUCCACUCCAGCCCCUCCUGUAGCUUCACCCCCAGAGGAGGAGGGGGAAAGCGGGAAAAAAUGAGACACCCUCCAUCAGCAUGGUCCUUGGCCAGCUACUCCUGGUCGAUUUUAGUGCGAUCAGGCCAGACCUCCAUUUUGUUGCUCUUUUGGUCUCUUCCUCUUCUGCAUGUCACAGGACCGAGUAAGAGGAAAUGGAGAGCAGCAGGAUGUCUUGAGUUUCAUCUCUCGACCCACUUUCUCUUCCUUUUUCCUCACCGUUUCUGACCCGUCUUUGUGCCAUUCUUGUCAGCUAUGAACUUUGAACUACAGCGAGAUGUUCAGCUAGAUCUGAGUCAUAUCCUUUCACUGACUUUUUUUUUUCCACCAAAAAUGUGCAGACUGCAGGGAAAAUCAGAACCAAAUGUGUUCUUUACCUCCUUGAAGCUCCUGACCCCAUUGAGCUCCAGUGAUUUACCCGCAUGUACUCGCGUUAAACAUUUUAAUAGGAUCUCAUUGCCCCUAACAGAGAGGAAGAGGUUAUUCUUCCCUCCCAGGUGCCUUGUUUCUGUGAGCAUCUCAUGGUCCUUACCCAUACACAGGAAGUGUACUGUAUGUAGAGAAGAGAGCUUGAACCCUACCCUUGUAAACUGCUCUAUCCCUGAACUACGGCCUUCCUCGUGCUGUAGGGUUAUAUGAGGGUUAUAUAACUGACACACUUUCUUUCGCCUAUAGGCCCACCUCUUUCAUCUACUACAGGCCCCUGAUUGGCCAGUGCCAAAGCCUUCAGAAUUUGACAUGCCCUGCAGUUCAUGUUCGCCCCAGAUUUGUUUUUUCCACUGGCUUGCAUGUUUAAAAUAUGUAUACAUGUAUUGGAUUUUGUGCACGGUUAAACAUGUUUUCAAGGGUUUUCUUGUUCUAAUUUGAACCCUCAAUGACUGCGAAACAAUCUGUUGUAGGGUUCUGUAUUAAACCUUUUAAAUGCGUCACCAAAGACGCCCUAAAGGCUGUAGAUUGAACCGUUUUUUUUUUAAGGGUGAAUAAAUGGACUUGCAGGACGAAAACACGUGAAGUCGUGUGUUUUUGGUCCUCACAUUGCUAAAGGCUA